GCCAUACAAACACGUCGACAUGGAGAAGAUAAACAGAGAAGUAGCUCCGUCGUUGUUUACCUCUGAAAUAGGCUUUUAAAUGUUCAUAAAAGACAGCGUUUUAUGCCAUUUAUAUUGAAUUAAGUUGUAUUUUAUUGAAGCUACGUUCCCAGGGGAAACGCUAAUGGUCGUGACAACAUGGAGAGUGGCCUGAGUCCCCAGGAUAAAAAAGACUUGGACAAGUUCAUUAAGUUCUUUGCCUUAAAGACUGUCCAGGUGAUUGUCCAAGCGCGUCUUGGAGAGAAGAUAUGCACUCGCUCGUCCUCAUCGCCUACUGGCUCUGAUUGGUUUAAUUUGGCCAUCAAAGACAUCCCAGAGGUGACUCAUGAAGCUAAAAAGGCGCUGGCUGGACAACUCCCAGGCAUCGGGCGCUCCAUGUGCGUCGAGAUCUCCCUGAAGACGUCAGAGGGGGACUCAAUGGAGUUGGAGACAUGGUGUCUGGAGAUGAAUGAGAAGUGUGAUAAGGACAUCAAGGUGUCGUACACAGUCUACAACCGUCUGUCUGUCCUUCUGAAGUCUCUGCUGGCCAUCACCAGAGUAACACCUGCCUACAAACUGUCCAGAAAGCAGGGACACGACUAUGUGAUAUUAUACAGGAUUUACUUCGGGGAAGUCCAGCUGAGUGGAUUAGGAGAAGGGUUUCAGACGGUGCGUGUCGGUGUUGUUGGCACACCUGUUGGCACGGUUACACUGUCAUGUGCUUACCGCACCAACCUGGCAUUCAUGUCCAACAGACAGUUUGAGAAGUCUGCUCCCAUCGUGGGGAUCAUCGUGGAUCACUUUGUGGAUCCACCUGGCAUCGGCCACCGUAAUGCAAACAUGGGACAUCCCUGCAACUACAGAGCUCUAGAUGAUGAGGACGGAGGAUAUGUAGGAGUUCAGGAUUCCCAGGAGGUCUGCACCACCUCCUUCUCCACCUCCCCUCCCUCACAGCUGUAUGCUUCCAGGUUUUCAUAUCACCCUCCAGCUGGAGCCGCUGAGCUGUGUCCCCCUGCUGCAAGCCAGGCGUUGCAUGCUGGGAAGGAGCACGGAGGAGUUGUAUUGGCUCCUGCUCAACCUCUUCAUGGAGCUGAUGCUCAUCUCACAGUAGAACAAGCUGCCAACACUCCUGGUGGCAGUGGUGAUGACGAUGGCCUGACGCACAGUGGAGAAAGAAGGAGGGAUGAAGGGCGGAGGAGCGUCUCUCCCUCCGACCCCGUGGAGUCGCUCAACGCCUUCACCAGGAAAAUUGGAGCCUUUGUCAAUAAACCCAUCACACAGUUAACAGCAGCCAGUCUGGACCUGCCAUUUGCUGCAUUUGCUCCUCGAGGCCUGGACUCAGAGGAGAAUGAUCCCAUGGUGCAGCCUCCAGACUCGCCCCCCUGCCCCUCCCCUCUGCAGGCCAGCCUCCACUCUCAGGGCUCGGAGGGAUCGGGGCAGCAGGACGACUUCGUCAUGGUCGACUUUCGUCCAGCCUUCUCUAAAGACGACCUGCUGCCGAUGGAUCUGGGCACUUUCUACAGAGAGUUUCAAAACCCUCCGCAACUGGCCAGCCUCUCUCUUCACAUCAGCGCCCAGUCGAUGGCCGAUGACCUGGACUCACUGCCAGAGAAACUUGCCGUCUACGAGAAAAACAUCGACGAAUUUGACGCUUUUGUGGACAUGCUCCAAUAAAAGAGUGAAAAAGGAGGAAGACUACAUGUGGGAUGGUGGCAAAUGAAACUGACUGGAGACUCUGUAGUCAUUUGUCCUGUAGGAAUCUGACUAAAUCUCAAUAUUUCAAAGUGAAGCUCCUCCUUUCUGACAUCUUCCUCUCUUACCUUCCUGUCAGGCACUUUCACGUCACUUGUACAGAUCACUGUAAAUAUUGUAUUAUCUCAACUGACACUGAAAUACACCUAUCUCUGAUCUGCUAGUGUUAAUUUAAACUAACAAUCUUUGUGUUCUAUGUGGAACAAAUCUGCUCAAAUCAUCAGUGUUUUAAUCAGGAUUUAAAAUCAAUUCUGUCACUUAGACAGCCAUGCAAUUCAAGGACAGACUACCUGCACACAAUUCAUUCACCCUCCCUCCUGAACACUACUAGCCUCCGAAGGUUUCCCCCUUCUUCAUCGUCUGAUCAUAACGCCAGGGGAGCGAUCAGUGGCUCUAGAAAUCAAACCGAUACUCUGUGUGGAAGAGUUUUCUUCAAAAGUGAAAUCUUGAGCUGGUCUUAGCAAAUACAUUGCACUUGUGGAGGAUAUUAGGAUGUCAUUUAGAACUGUGAGAAGCCUGUCAUUCAUUUAGCCAGGUGUUCCAGCUGGUCUGGAGAUUAAAACUGCCAAGGUCAAUGUUAGAAAACGGCCCCAAAUUGAAUUUAGAGAACUACCUGCUAUCCUUUAUAUGUACACCAAAAAUGUUUCCAUGCUAAAGCAACUUGUCGGAACUUCACUCUAUUGCCAGUAUAGGCCGUACAACAUGUAUAUUCAAGUUUUUGUAAAAAAUAGAUAAACACAUUUCCAUCUCUACAGAAGAGGCCGUGGUCACCAUCCAUGACUGAGUUAGGUUGAAAGCUUUAAUUUAAACUUUUUUUUGCUGUUGGUAUAGAUGUCCUAAUAAAGCAUGGCUGCUCUGUGA
Trematomus bernacchii (emerald rockcod) is the source of this 2631-nucleotide messenger RNA. It is a transcript of the gene atg13, whose product is annotated as ATG13 autophagy related 13 homolog (S. cerevisiae). NCBI's taxonomy places the organism in Eukaryota, Metazoa, Chordata, Actinopteri, Perciformes, Nototheniidae. Gene Ontology annotation, cellular component: Atg1/ULK1 kinase complex; extrinsic component of membrane; cytosol. The coding region runs from base 178 to 1692 and encodes 504 amino acids. Gene Ontology annotation, biological process: protein localization to phagophore assembly site; piecemeal microautophagy of the nucleus; autophagosome assembly. The record is from RefSeq and is a predicted model, not a curated record. The transcript is spliced from 17 exons.